AUGGGAUUGCUUGAAGACGCGCGAAGACUUGCCGACACCUACGGACCAGAGGCGGCGCGACAUGUAGCAUCUGCUGCGGACAAGGCAUGGACACACGGUAGCGCCUUCGGCCAAGAGGUAGCAAAGCGUGCUAGCCCAGUCGCCUCAGACGCCAAAACCCAUCUAGAGAAGCUCAGUAAAGAGGCCGGCAAGCACGCUGCCCCAAUCGCCGGCAGUGUCUCAAAGCAUGCUAUGAUACUUGCCCGAGCAGCCUACAACAGCGGCAAACAAGGUCUGCACACCCUGCCGCAGGUCCCAGAUGGAUACAUGAACGAAGAGUAUGACUGGAAGUUCAUUACAAAGUUCGGGGAAGACAUGGCGAACCAUCUUGGUACUACAGCCGGCGACGUCUGGGAGAAGCUAAGCAGCGGCGACAUCCUCCAUGACAUUGGUCAGGCGGCUAUCCCGAACAUUGACGAGAGGCUCAAAGCAUGGAUUCUUGACAACCCCAAAUUGUUCUCCACGUUGCUGGCAUGUAUCGCUUCGGGCCCCAUCGCCCUUGCUGUCACACCGGCCAUGCUAGGCCUUGUGGGCUUCACACCCAUCGGCAUCGCUGCUGGUACGUAUGGAUCACUGAUCAUAUCUCCGGACCGACUUUUAACACAUGAGCUAGGCUCCAUGGCUUCUGCAUUCCAAGCAGGCGUCGCUCCCAUCGCUGCGGGUAGCGCUUUCGCUAUCCUUACGAGUGCCGCAAUGGGACGGUAUGGGCUUGCAAUCGUCCAGGCGAUUGCUGUAGGCUCAAGCGUGACAGGAACUUGCGGUAUCGCAGCCAGCGCAUUCAUGGAAGCUGUCAAGGAAGACCAACAGUCUAGGAAAUCGAAGACGGAGUAA
Alternaria conjuncta is the source of this 870-nucleotide messenger RNA. RefSeq lists its product as uncharacterized. NCBI's taxonomy places the organism in Eukaryota, Fungi, Ascomycota, Dothideomycetes, Pleosporales, Pleosporaceae. The coding region runs from base 1 to 870 and encodes 289 amino acids. The record is from RefSeq and is a predicted model, not a curated record. The transcript has 2 exons.